Morchella importuna is the source of this 462-nucleotide messenger RNA. RefSeq lists its product as uncharacterized. The record is from RefSeq and is a predicted model, not a curated record. The coding region runs from base 1 to 462 and encodes 153 amino acids. The transcript has 3 exons. NCBI's taxonomy places the organism in Eukaryota, Fungi, Ascomycota, Pezizomycetes, Pezizales, Morchellaceae.
AUGGCAUCCCUCCACUAUCUUCCUCCUGUCAAGCCCUCCGCCGUUGCCCUGGGUACUCUCUUCACCCAUACCACCAACCUUGCCGUCAUGGCCCCUCUUUUUGGCGAAUCCUACCAAAAGGCUAUGAAUGCCGACUCCAAGCAAGAAUGGAUCAAGUCGAAGGAAGCUGCUAAGACUGCCACUCUUUGGGGUUCCAACGUUAUCGGUUCAGGAGCCCAAACCUACGCCAUUGCUGCCCUACUUACUCAAACUGGUGUUCUCACCUACAAGGGUGCUGCUUAUGUUGGCGCGCUCAUUUUUGCCGCCACGAGCGUUCCCACCGUCGUUUCUCAACUAUUCCAGGAACGCCGCCCAGCAGAGUACAUUGCUAUUCGUGCUACUGCAGGAUUGAUUGAGACUGUUGGAUUAUCAGUAUUUUUGACUUGGUGGGGAAUUCGUCCCGCUCACGACUUGCUCAGAUAA